AUGCCCAACCGUACGGUCAUUCUGGAAUUCAUUCUCCUGGGGAUCCCCCAUACCGAAGGCCUGCACAACAUCUUGUUUGUGGUUUUCUUGUCCUUCUACCUUCUCACUUUAACUGGCAACCUACUCAUCCUCACAGCCGUCAUUUCCGAUGCCCGCCUCCAUACCCCUAUGUACUGGUUCCUCUGCAACCUCUCGGUGGUUGAUCUUGGCUUCUCCUCCAUCAGCACCCCAAAGUUCUUGGCCAACCUUUGGGCAGGGAGCCGCACCAUCUCUCUGGGUGGCUGCAUGUGCCAGGUGUUCUUCUACCAUUUCUUAGGGAGCACCGAAUGCCUUCUCUACACCGUCAUGGCUUACGACCGCUAUGCGGCCAUCUGUCACCCGCUGCGGUACUCCAUCAUCAUGAAUCGGAAAGUUUGCGCCCUUCUGGCAGCUGGUACCUGGUUCACCAGCUCCUUCCAUGCCACUAUCUUGACUAGUUUGACCUUCACCCUACCCUACUGCCAGUCUAAUGAGGUCGACUAUUUCCUGUGUGACAUUUUCCCUGUGGUCAAGUUGGCUUGUGCGGACACCUACAUCAUUGAAACGGUGAGCUUCACCAACAUUGGGGUGGUGCCCAUGGCUUGCUUUUUCCUUAUCCUCACCUCUUACGUUAGGAUUUCAAUUUCCAUACUGAAGAUGCAGUCAGCGGAAAGCCGGCGGAAGGCAGCCUCCACUUGCGUGUCACACCUGACGGUGGUUUGUUUCUUCUUUGGACCUUGUGCUCUUCUCUACACCCAGCCUUCUCUCAGUGACAUUCUAGCCACCCCCAUCCAGAUUUUCUGCAACGUUGUCACUCCAAUGUUAAAUCCUCUUAUUUACACUCUACGGAACAAGGAAGUUCAAUCAGCCUUCAGAAGGCUGAAAGGUGGACCAAGUGUUUUCUUUUGA
Pantherophis guttatus is the source of this 927-nucleotide messenger RNA. RefSeq names its product olfactory receptor 10D3. The record is from RefSeq and is a predicted model, not a curated record. Gene Ontology annotation, cellular component: membrane. Gene Ontology annotation, molecular function: G protein-coupled receptor activity; olfactory receptor activity. NCBI's taxonomy places the organism in Eukaryota, Metazoa, Chordata, Lepidosauria, Squamata, Colubridae. Gene Ontology annotation, biological process: G protein-coupled receptor signaling pathway.